Theileria annulata is the source of this 342-nucleotide messenger RNA. Its product is annotated as U6 snRNA-associated Sm-like protein, putative. The transcript is spliced from 2 exons. The coding region runs from base 1 to 342 and encodes 113 amino acids. The record is from RefSeq and is a predicted model, not a curated record. Gene Ontology annotation, biological process: mRNA splicing, via spliceosome. Lineage: Eukaryota; Apicomplexa; Aconoidasida; Piroplasmida; Theileriidae. Gene Ontology annotation, molecular function: RNA binding. Gene Ontology annotation, cellular component: precatalytic spliceosome; U6 snRNP; U4/U6 x U5 tri-snRNP complex.
AUGUACCUCCAUAUCACUAUUUUACACAUUUUUUACUCAAUUCCUAAUAUUUGUAGUGUAUUUGUUAUAUCCGUUGAUGGUAGGGUGUUUGUCGGUGUACUGAAGGGGUUUGACCAACUGACGAAUCUGGUACUGUACAACUGUUUGGAGCGAGUUUAUCACCCCGACGCGCCAGUAGAGGAAUUGGAGCUUGGAAUCUACCUUUUACGCGGCGAUAACAUGUACCGUAUAUAUAUUACUUUAUUUAUUCAAAUUAUAAAUUUUUUAAAUUUAGUGUACUGGUUGGAGAAGUCGAUGUUGACGUUGAUAGAAGCAUGUCUGGCAUUGAAGCGUUGCCCAUAA